Molecule: messenger RNA, 4195 nt
Organism: Acanthaster planci (crown-of-thorns starfish)
Lineage: Eukaryota; Metazoa; Echinodermata; Asteroidea; Valvatida; Acanthasteridae
Product: somatostatin receptor type 2-like
Biological process (GO): G protein-coupled receptor signaling pathway
Cellular component (GO): plasma membrane
Molecular function (GO): G protein-coupled receptor activity
Source: RefSeq, a predicted model, not a curated record
UAAUGCAAGCAAGCAAAACACACAGCAGCAUCACAACCCUCACCUGAAACGACGGAACCCGUGUAUCAUACUCAAAUUAAUGUCAAAUUCGUAGGGCAUGCACUUUGUACAUUUGAUAUGAUAUUAACCAACGUUACAGCCACCACGACAAACACAUACAACUGGACUUAACUAUCAGGAAGGUAUGGAUAUAUUAAUGCACCAGCAAUUGAGGGUACACCAGCGCAACGUUUGAUCGAGACUACAGACCAUUAGGUGUGGGCAGGACAACAGAAUCAGAGGUGGAAACAUCACGAGGCGAUGGUUAUUUUCCGUGCAGUACUUCUAGGACACUGGACCUUGAAUUGCGUCCACGUCCACGGGCCAGAAACUGUCUCCUGAGCUUUGCCUUGAGAAAGGUUUAUGAGCUUUUCUCAAAACGGUGGCUGAGCUCACUAGCCAGCAUGGGGUCAGGAAUAACGUCAGGCGAGUGCAGUGAACAAGAUACUCUCAAUGUCAGUGAAAAGUCAGUUUUGGGAUGGUUGUAUACACCCACAGACACCUCCAUCAUAACCAUUAUCAUACCUAUGAUCUGGUGUCUUGGUAUCAUCACUAAUUUGAUUUUUCUAUUUGUACUCUGCCGCGUUCCCAAACUGAGAUCAGAAACCAACACAUACUUGGCACACCUAGCAAUAGCGGAUCUCCUGUAUUUGAGUUUGGGGUCAGCGUUAAACAUAUGGAGUUACACAGCGUCGCGUGUGGCAUUUCACGUUCCCUUCGUGAAUUCAGCUCAGUGCAUCUGCUUUUUCACCAUUGUAAAUACUGGUUACUUUGCUUCUAUUACCUUGGUAACCAUGGUUUCCUUCGAGAGAUACCUCGCUCUGUGCCAUCCAGUGAAACAUCUCAAAGUUCGUGGACGAAGACGAACCUACAAAAUGGUUGCAGUCUGCUGGCUGGUUGGGUUGAUAUUCUCCGUUGCAACCGUUCCAGGUAGUGUUGUUCUUCGUGUACUAUGUUUGCAAUGGCCCGACGUCGAAGAGUUUUGGGACUACCCAACAAGCAUUACAUUCUGUGGUCCUGUAACACCCCAGGUUGAUUUCUUCGUACCACCCCUACUGAAUGUCCCCUGGUUAAUCGCGAUGGUGGCCAAUAUUUACAUGUAUGUGCGUAUCUUGGAGGUGCUUAGCAAACGCAGCAGUAAAAACAGUGGAAUUAACAAACACCACAAAGCCGUUCAAAUCCGAAAUCAAGUAGCCAGAAUGCUCAUCGUAAAUGGCGUGGUAUUCUUCUUGUGCCAGACCCCGUAUCGUAUCUUCAGUCUUGCUGGAUGGAUUUGUUGGUUAGCUCAGAUUCCUAAUCCUUUAGCAGUGGCCCUGGGUAACAAUCAAAUCUGGUUAUCCCUCAUUCCCCAAUACGUCAACGGAAUGAUUAAUCCCUUGAUCUACGGUGCAAUGAAUUCGAUCUAUCGGUCUUCUUUCAGAGAGGCGUUUCAUUGCAACGGUCGAGUCAGACAGCGAGAUACCUCUGCUUUCGCAAUAAGUACAGCUGAUCAGAGUAAGAGUAACGCUACGGUGGAAACCUUAGCCAUCAAUGACAUCACUGAAACCAAACUGUGAUUUCGACAGUAAUUCUUUUGAAAACUGUGCUUUAGUAUAUUGGUCGUUCUUAAUUAAGUGUUCAAAUACAACUGUUUCUUGGUGUCUCUAUAGACGUGUGGAAAAUAAUUUUAACUGUACUUUCUCUUCAAGAAAAAGAAAGCUUUCGACUUGUACUCAGGAAAAUUUUAAGGAAUGCACAGAUUAUCCUGUAGAUCAAUCGUUGUAGAUGUUUAAAUACGUUUCCGCUAUCAUUCCUUUUUACUUGGCUUAGGAUUAGUUUAGAUCAUUGGCUGUAUCCGUAGUUUGGCAAAGGAGUAUGUGUCCGGAUGGCUGGUAUAGACAGAGGACUUGUCAGUCCAAUUCUGUUUUAAUCCAAUGAUUUUUUUCUACUUAAUCAGAUUUUUAGUCCCUCCCCUCCACAUUGAGUCCGAUAUCAUCACAAUACCUUUCCCAUGUGCAGGGACUUCAGCAGUAUUUCCAGCAUGUCUUGCAAUUUUCUGACAAUCAAACCGUUCAUGCGAAACACCCAUUCUUUUCCAAGGCAGGUCAGUCCAAAAGUCAACUUUUUCUAUUAACAUGCUGGAUGGACGCAGGCUUAACACUUGUGGGGCCGUGAACAUGAACCAUGACAUCGAACUGAAAUAACACUCACCUACAGUGCUCAUAUGUUUCUCAAAGAAGACGAAGCCUGAAAAACCGAGUUCUAGAGGGCAGAAUUCGCCCCCCCCUUGUGAGAUGUAUCAAAAAGGCCCAGCUCUUUACGGGUUAAUACGAAACACAUGAUGAGAUCAUCAAUCAUCUUGUCUUUCAAUUAUUUUCCAAUGCAGUUGUAUUUGUAAAGACAUUACUUAUUCCCUUCCUACUUCGCAAGUUCAGGACAUGUAAUAUGGUGUGGUUGGACAUAAGACUAAUCGUGUAUGUAAAAAAAAACUGAUGUGUGAGCAAUAUUUAUUAAUAAUAUCUCAAAACUUGCCUCCUAUGAAAUCUUAUACUUCAGUAUUUCAAUACGCUAAGUAGAGUCUACAUCACUUUUACUUCUUAUGUCCAAAUUAUGUAAAUACGAUUGAAAACCAUACUAGCGAACAAUUAUAACAAAAUUGUGACGACCAAUGAAAUCAAAACUGUGGCUAGUUUAUUACUUCGAUAUAGGCUACAUGUAUAUCAGUUGGAACAUCUGUAAUUAAUAAAGGAGCCAUUUCUCCUGAACUGGAUGAACCACUAAUCAACAUAUUCAACACUUGUCUCCGUGAGGGAGUUUCCCAACCAAGUGGAAAACUGCCGACAUUAUACUCCUAUACUUGCAGAAACCAGUGUUACGUCUUGCAAUCAAUUAUGACCGAUUUCACUGACACCCUAAUUUUGCCAGAGUUUUUUAAUUAUUAUUAGCUGAAUGUAUUAUAGACAUUUCUUUCAAUAUACUGCCAUUUCAUAGUUUGACAAUCUUAUGGGAUGCGCCAUUUGUAUCUUAAAUAUGAAAAUUCCUUUUUGAGGAGCCUUUCAGCUGCCGCUGUUGGUCAUUGUUUGGUUUUGUAAACCAAUAAAUAAUUAAAAUAAAUAAUAACAUGAGGCAUAGCAUCAGUUAUAAUGCAAAGGAGUCGUCACUGCGUUUUUGCUUGCAGCUGUAGAAUCUCUUUCUGUUAAUGACCAAUAAUUGCUCAAAUUUAAACAGCAGACCCUGCCACUUUGCGAAGAGUUGCAAAACAUCAUUUUAAUUGUGAAUGAAUUCUGUUUGUUAUUGGAUUUGCUCUGUAUUUGAUGUCCUCGUAAGGGAGAGAGGCCUACUUUAAUGACAAAUCAAAUAUUCCAUUACAUCCCUUCCACGUCAUUGGCCAACGCACUAAUAGUAAUGGAUUAUAAGGGCACUUACUAAUAAUGCUAACAACCCUAAUUUCCCAUUUUGUAUACAACGCAUGGCCGUUUACUUAAUCCAACAUAAAGUAUAGCCUUGGCCAUCCGAAUUUUUUGCUCUUAACGAACUCGCCAAAGAGGCAUGAGUAAUUCACAUGCGCACUAGACGAGCACCACUACCUCUCAACAUGGGCGUCGCUGGGACUUUGGACAAGGACACGGCAGCAAAACGACAGACACAUUGAAAGGAGCAAACUAUUACACAGUAAGGGCUGAAAACAUAUCAAGUGCCGUAAUCAUCAGUACCUCUACCUUGGCUUAAUCAAAUAAACCCAGCAUCAACGAUUUAUUCACUGAAUCCGAUGUAAUACCCAUAUUUUAAUAUUUGGUAGGGCAAACACAAGGGACGGUUUUCGCCUUUUUUUAGUUUUAAGUUAGUUUUCAUCAUUCAAUGGAAUCAGACCAUAGUGACCUUUUUUGCAGCGUGAAUCUGGGCCCAAAACUAUUUCCUACUUAGAUGAUCUGCCUAAAGCAGGCUACAUGUCUGAAUUGCUUCAUGGCAAUGUGUAUAUACAUGCCAUGUGGUUUUACGUGUGCUUUCCGGCGUUGCUCUUGGAAAAACAUAAAUGGCAGCCGGCGGUUGAAUAGAAUUUAUAUUUUGGACAAAUUGUACAAGUAAAGAAAAAGGAAUAUAACUAUCAAUGGUGAAUGGUAUGUGUAUAAUUACAACUGUUUUGUAGGAGUUCAUCGUACACAAUGCACCAUGACAU